Molecule: messenger RNA, 1245 nt
Organism: Penicillium olsonii
Lineage: Eukaryota; Fungi; Ascomycota; Eurotiomycetes; Eurotiales; Aspergillaceae
Source: the annotation of a GenBank genome assembly
AUGGCAUCAGCCUCGAUCCCAAACACGUAUAUUGAAGAAGUAGUGCGAGGCGGGUAUGGCAAAAUAUUCGAGGGACAUACGGUCUUCCUCACCGGGGGCACCGGGUGCCUGGGAGGCUGUCUCCUCUAUAAGCUCGCCUUGCAGCUACCUACACGCAAAGUAUAUGUGCUGGUGCGCGGCAGCUCCCAACGAGCUCUGGAUAAGUUGAAACAGACCAUGCCGAAUCAUGCGCAAGCCAUUGUAUCCACAGGGAAGGUCGAGUUCGUGGUGGGAGACAUCAAGGAGCUCAACUUCGGAAUCGACUCCUCCAUGCUUAAAAAAAUGCAAGAGCAAGUCACGCUGGUGAUUCAUACAGCGGCUAAGAUCAAGCUCGAAGGUCCCAUCCGCGAUGCAGUGGAGAUCAAUUGCCUGCCUGCGCUGGAAAUGGCCCGGAUUGCCUCCCAGUUCCGACGACUCAAGCUACUCGUUCAGCUCUCGACUUCCUACACCAACAGUCAUCUGCCAGACGGCCCAGUGCUAGAACGUAUAUAUCAACUGGGGGGUGAACAGGACCCGGAGGUAGAACUAGCGUCGAUGCUGGCACUGAACGAGUCGCCACAUCGAGCCAAGUUCUCAUCCAGCUAUACCCAAGCAAAGCAUCUGAUGGAGCGUCUCCUGCUAGCCCGCUUCCCACUUCUUCCUAUCCUGCUAUUGCGACCAACAAUCUUCGGGCCUGCAUUCAAACACCCCUUCCCGUUAUACGGGUCUGAGGACUCCACCCCGCUGACGAAGUUCACUCGACUCUGGUUCUCCGAUCGGGGCGCCACUCAAGUCUGGCAUGCAACCGAGGGCUACAACACCGGGACCAACAUCCUAGACGAGAUGCCGGUGGACUUUGUCGCCAAUGCAUGCUUACUCCACGCAGCGGCACGCACGACAGGUAUCGUCCAGAUUGGAUCUCAGCUCUAUCACCCAGUCACAUUUGAUGAAGUCUUCAGACUGGGCCUGGAGAACGCCGAGCCAGAGCUCCAGCGAGAGUUCCCGAAGAUUGUUUUCACGAAAGACCGGAGCACGCCGCAAUGUUUCCUUGCUGAGUUGAUUCAGGUCGGGACGCGUAACUGGUUGUUUGACUGUGGGCGGUCUUACUGGCUCAGGCAGGUUGGCGGGCCGUUGAGUAUACAGGUCUGCAAGCAUGAGGCGGAUAGGUGGAACUUGGUCAGAACGCAUGAUGUCCUUGGUACUGUUAAGGAGAGAGCCCGUAUCUGA